AUGGCCAACGACGAAUAUGACUUCCUCUUCAAAGUGGUGCUUAUUGGAGACUCUGGAGUCGGAAAGUCCAACCUUUUGAGUCGUUUCACCCGCAAUGAAUUCAACUUGGACUCCAAGUCAACCAUCGGUGUGGAGUUCGCGACCCGAUCCAUUCAAGUCGACUCGAAAACGAUCAAGGCACAGAUUUGGGAUACUGCUGGUCAGGAGCGCUACCGUGCGAUCACCUCUGCCUACUACCGCGGCGCCGUCGGUGCCCUCCUUGUUUACGAUAUCAGCAAGCACCAGACCUAUGAGAAUGUAACACGGUGGUUGAAGGAGCUGCGGGAUCAUGCCGACUCGAACAUCGUUAUCAUGCUUGUCGGUAACAAGAGCGAUUUGCGUCAUCUGCGUGCGGUCCCCACAGACGAGGCCAAGCAGUUUGCCAGCGAGAACAACCUUUCCUUCAUUGAGACAUCCGCCCUUGACGCCAGCAAUGUUGAGUUGGCCUUCCAGAACAUCCUCACAGAAAUCUACCGCAUCGUGUCCAGCAAGGCUAUCGACAACGGGGACGGUGGUCAGCAGGUUCUUACUCGUGAGCCUGUGAUCAACCCCAGCAAGAACGACAGUGAGCAGAAGCCGGGCUGCUGCUAA
This is a messenger RNA of Penicillium olsonii, 630 nucleotides long. Lineage: Eukaryota; Fungi; Ascomycota; Eurotiomycetes; Eurotiales; Aspergillaceae. The record is from the annotation of a GenBank genome assembly.